UAAACCCAUUCGUCUUCGAACGCGGGUUCAGUGGAGCAAUGUGGAAGCAAGCCUUCGCUGCCACCGCCCGGCUGGCUUCUUGGAGACGGCGAUUCUCCGUCUCCACCGCUGUGGGUUCUGAGCUCCGCCGCUCCGUUGAAGAGCACUUCCGAGAAGUCUCCAAUAUCACCCCGCCCUCGAAGAAGAAGUUGAUACCGCCCCCGCCGUACUCUGUCGUGGAGGGGGCGCUGGACCGGAGCGAGGGGCCGGUGCUCCGGAGGGCGUACGGGGAGGAAGAGAUCAGCAUAUCGGUCCGACGCCGCGCCUUUGCCAUCCCGUCUCGUGGUGGAGGUAAUGAGGAUGAGGUCGAUCGAGGCCAUGACUUCAUCAGCGAGCUCUUCCUUUAUGUGAAUGUGUCGAGGCCCGGGCGGAGCAACUCACUCCUUUUUCUCUGUGGGCUUUAUCCGGAUGCCGUCGGAAUCCUUUCUGUGUACCUCAUCUCUAAGCAAACCCCUGAUUUGUCUCAGGGCCGCGUCUUCCUGGCGUUGGACCAGCAAUUGAGGGAUGCUUUUUGUAUAUAUUUAGAAGAACGUGGAGUUAGUAAAAGGCUUUUCCCUUUUCUCCAAUCUUGGCUAUAUCUGAAGGAUCAUCACAAUAUCAUGAAUUGGUUUAGGAAGGUCAGUGAUUUCAUCAACGACAUUAAACCAACAUGAACUUUGUUCUCCAUGAGUUUUGGAGAGUGACCUGUUUAAAAGCCACAUUUACAAGUAGCUUUCGUUGAGCAGGACAUGAUGUUUGAAUUCUAAUGCAUGAUUCUAUACAGUUGGGAAAGGUUUCUCUGUGGAAA
This is a messenger RNA of Musa acuminata AAA Group (dessert banana), 826 nucleotides long. RefSeq lists its product as uncharacterized. Lineage: Eukaryota; Viridiplantae; Streptophyta; Magnoliopsida; Zingiberales; Musaceae. The transcript is spliced from 3 exons. Gene Ontology annotation, cellular component: mitochondrial matrix. The record is from RefSeq and is a predicted model, not a curated record. The coding region runs from base 39 to 692 and encodes 217 amino acids.